Messenger RNA from Cuscuta europaea, 893 nucleotides. NCBI's taxonomy places the organism in Eukaryota, Viridiplantae, Streptophyta, Magnoliopsida, Solanales, Convolvulaceae. The record is from the annotation of a GenBank genome assembly.
GCCAGAUGCUGCCGUCGGCCGACCGGCUGGCCCUUGCCCGGCUAGACGAGGGACCUCUCGAGGCGAAGGUCCUCCUGAAUGCCGCCUCCGCUUUCAUGGGCCUCUGCGAGCACCUCCGAAGGGUGGAUCAAAUGAGGGAGGCCAAGGGUGCCGUCGAGGAGGAGGCUGCCCUCCUCAGGAAGAAACUCGCUGAAGCCGAGGACUCUCUACGGCUGGCCAUCGAUGGCGUGGAGCAGAGGUUGCAGGCAGCAAGGGCCGAAGGGGUCAAUGAGGGGCUAGCCAGGGCCGGGGAGGCCGCCGCUGAGGCCGCCCGUAUCGCUGCCGAUGAAGCCCGCGCGGCUCAAGAAGAGGCCGUCUCCAAGGCCCGAGAGGAUGCGGUGGCCAGCUUCGUGGCCGAGGGGUGGAAGGCCGAAGACCGGAGGGAGUGGCUGGCUUCGGUGGUGGGGGCUUCAGUAGAUGAGUGGGUCGGGGCCCCCGGGAAGAUGUGGCUUGCUGAGAGGGGCGACUCGUACUACCAAGGCGGGGAGUUCUUCACCCAACGCCUCAUCUACCGGAAGCUUGCGAAGCACUUCCAGGUGGCACCGGAGGAGUUCCGUCCCGAGGCUUAUGGCCUCCCCCCCGCCAGCCAGAUGUCAGGAUCCCGCUCCCCGAGGGGGAAGAGAGACCGGUUCUUGAAGACUCGGAGACCCUCCGGGAGUGCGGCCUUGGUGGUGAAGAGGAUGAAGCCGAGAGUGAGGCGAUAUCUACAGUUCCCCCCUCUUAAAUUAUACUUCCCCCUUUUGGUGUUGUAAUUUGUUGGCCUCGGCCCCCUUUGUAAAGCACAAUCAAACUACUUUUUUCUUUGUUGAAUGAAUGAGUACACACGCCCUCGGGCCCCUGUUAUACAAUCUGUU